This is a messenger RNA of Sugiyamaella lignohabitans, 630 nucleotides long. RefSeq names its product Kae1p (gene KAE1). The record is from RefSeq and is a predicted model, not a curated record. Lineage: Eukaryota; Fungi; Ascomycota; Dipodascomycetes; Dipodascales; Trichomonascaceae. Bases 1 to 630 code for a protein of 209 amino acids. Gene Ontology annotation, cellular component: EKC/KEOPS complex; cytoplasm. The transcript has a single exon.
AUGGUUGAUCUGGACUGCUACUGUAGAGAAGGCAGAGACAGCUAUAUUGCUAUUGGCCUAGAGGGCUCGGCAAAUAAAUUAGGGGUGGGAAUAAUUAGACAUGGCAAGGGUGCUAUUUCACCUAGCAAUCGUGCUGAGGUUUUGGCCAAUAUUCGUGAUACUUAUAUCACACCUCCUGGAGAAGGUUUUCUUCCUAGAGACACAGCAAGACAUCAUAGAAACUGGGUUGUGCGACUAAUCAAACAAGCUCUUCAGGAAAGUGGUGUUGGUAUUGAUGAUAUCGACUGUAUUUGUUUUACUCAGGGGCCUGGUAUGGGUGCUCCCUUACAAAGUGUGGUAAUCGCUGCUCGAGCUAUUAGUGUUAUGUGGGAGAAACCAUUAGUAGGUGUGAAUCACUGUGUGGGUCACAUUGAAAUGGGACGAGAAAUUACUGGCGCUGAUAACCCUGUUGUACUAUAUGUUUCUGGUGGUAAUACACAAGUUAUUGCCUACUCGCAUCAAAAGUACAGAAUUUUCGGAGAAACUCUUGACAUUGCUGUUGGAAACUGUCUGGAUAGAUUUGCAAGAACGUUAAAGAUCCCAAAUGCUCCCAGUCCUGGAUAUAAUAUCGAGCAGUUGGCCAAAGAGUAA